This is a messenger RNA of Glycine soja, 315 nucleotides long. Its product is annotated as secoisolariciresinol dehydrogenase-like. The transcript has a single exon. The record is from RefSeq and is a predicted model, not a curated record. NCBI's taxonomy places the organism in Eukaryota, Viridiplantae, Streptophyta, Magnoliopsida, Fabales, Fabaceae. The coding region runs from base 1 to 315 and encodes 104 amino acids.
AUGGCAAGGCUCUUUUGGAAACAUGGGGCAAAGGUGGUGAUUGCAGACAUUCAAGAUCAACUACGACAAUCAGUACAAGAUGACAUUGGAACUGAAUAUGCAUCUUAUAUACACUGUGAUGUGUCCAAAGAAACCGAUGUUGAAAAUGCAGUUAACACAACUAUAUCCAAGUGUGGAAAGCUGGACAUAAUGGUGAACAAUGCUGCAAUAGUAAAUGAUGCAAAACCCAACAUUCUUGAAAAUGAUGUGGCUGAUUUUGAGAGUCGUACUAAUGUUAGAAGUAUAAAAAAUAUGUUAAGUGGAGAAGAAAAAUAA